AUGACUGAUACCUCUUCAGUCUCAUCCACGUCAUCUCACAAACCAUCUGUCGAAUCAGAUGACAAGAAACUAUUGAGAGCGCUAAUCGAAAAGAAGAAUAAGAAAAAGAACCAGAAAAAGAAGAAGGCGUUCUCGAAUGCAGAAGAACAAGCGAUUGAUUUGAUUGUUCAGAAGACAUUCGAUUCUGUAAUUGGGAAAGAUCAAUAUUCACCAUUGAAAACUACCGAAUGGAUGAGUAAAAUUAUUCAAAAAAUUUCAAAAGCUCUCGUGAAACGAGAAGAAACUCGGAAAUUCGUUGUCCAGUGUACAAUUUGUUCAAAAACUGAAGAGCUAUCCAUUUGUUCUGCCAAUAUGUGCUCAUGGGAUACGUCGAAAGAUGUCGCUGUCUAUUCAGAAUGGAUUUCCAAAACUGUCUUCGGCGCUGUUCAAGUCUUCUUCAUCACGCAUCGAUUCUCAAAGAGAAAUUAG
Caenorhabditis remanei is the source of this 468-nucleotide messenger RNA. RefSeq lists its product as uncharacterized. Gene Ontology annotation, cellular component: cytoplasmic dynein complex; cytoplasm. The record is from RefSeq and is a predicted model, not a curated record. The transcript has 2 exons. Gene Ontology annotation, biological process: microtubule-based movement. Gene Ontology annotation, molecular function: dynein intermediate chain binding. The coding region runs from base 1 to 468 and encodes 155 amino acids. Lineage: Eukaryota; Metazoa; Nematoda; Chromadorea; Rhabditida; Rhabditidae.